Messenger RNA from Adineta ricciae, 1299 nucleotides. The record is from the annotation of a GenBank genome assembly. NCBI's taxonomy places the organism in Eukaryota, Metazoa, Rotifera, Eurotatoria, Adinetida, Adinetidae.
AUGACUGAGAGUCCACAAAAUUCUCAAAAACAGGGUAAGAUCGAGCCCGAAGAAGUCUUUCAACGUCUCGAGCACAUCGGCCGUGGAUCGUUCGGAGAAGUUUAUAAAGGCAUUAAUAUCAAAACAUCGAAUAUCGUAGCAAUCAAAAUAAUCGAUUUAGAAAAGGCCGAGGAUGAAAUCGAAGACAUUCAACAAGAAAUUCAAGUUUUAUCACAAUGUAAUUCGCCGUAUAUAACGAAAUAUUUCGGUUCUUAUUUGAAAGACACGAAACUGUGGAUUGUGAUGGAAUAUCUCGGUGGAGGUUCGGCACUUGAUUUGAUGAAGCCUGGCCCAUUCAGUGAACAAAAUAUCGCCAUUAUCUUGCGUGAAGUGCUCAAAGGCCUGGAAUACCUUCACUCGGAAAAGAAAAUUCAUCGUGAUAUCAAAGCUGCUAAUGUUCUUCUUUCGGAACAUGGUGAUGUCAAAUUAGCAGACUUCGGUGUUGCAAAACAGUUGACUGAAUCCAUGAACAAAGGCAGUACAUUCGUUGGUACUCCGUUUUGGAUGUCACCCGAAGUCAUCUUACAACACAAGUACGACUAUUCGGCGGAUAUUUGGUCACUUGGUAUCACUGCGAUUGAAUUGGUCAAAGGCGAACCACCAUAUGCGGAUCUGCAUCCAAUGCGUGUGUUGUUUCAAAUACCCAAAACUCCACCACCACAAUUAGCGGAGAAUCAUUCGAAGAGUUUUCGAGAAUUUGUCGAAGCUUGUCUACAAAAGAAUCCUGAACAUAGACCCACCGCGUCGCAACUACGUCGAAUGAAAUUCGUUUCGACGACGAAACCAACGAAAUAUCUGGUCGAAUUAAUCUCCCGUUUUCAACAUUGGAAGAAAACACAUGAACACGGAGGUCGAUCCGAUGGUGAAUCUAGUUCCGAUGAUGACAAAUCCAAAGAAGAAGCUGAACCAUGGGUUCCGACGGUAAAACUACCAUCCAAUCCAAAUCUCGAACAGAAUCAAUUCAAUCCAUCGUUAGAAUCAAUAUUUAAUGAUCUUUCCAUUCGUUAUAAUCUUUCGCCUUCCGGUAAUCAUUCUACACGUGACUCACAAAAUGGUGUUGAUCUAUUUCAAAAACUUCGACAGUUAUUCGAAGACACGCAAAUUCGCUACCCGGAAUUCGGCCAAGAUUUCGUUCGUACGAUGCGCGAACAUCUUCUCAAAGCAAUCACCAACCCGCCCUCACCACAUCCAUCAAUUGAAUCGAAGCCGAAGCCCAACAAAAUUCAGUUGAAACCUGACACAGAUAAACUGAGAAUUUAA